GGUGAUGUCGGAGCCCAAGCCCCCCAGUCCUCCUACCCCUGGUGACACUUACAAAGGUUGGCUCUUUAAAUGGACUAAUUACAUCAAGGGUUACCAGAGGCGAUGGUUUGUUCUCAGCAAUGGAUUGCUGUCUUACUACAGAACUCAGGCUGAGAUGGGUCACACGUGCAGAGGCACAAUAAACUUGGCCACUGCCAACAUUGCUGUGGAAGACUCGUGCAACUUUGUCAUUUCCAACGGCGGGGCGCAGACCUAUCACCUGAAGGCCAGCUCUGAGGUGGAGCGCCAGCGAUGGAUCACUGCGCUGGAACUCGCCAAAGCAAAGGCGGUCCACAUGCAGGCUGAAUCUGAUGAUUCUGGUGAUGAUUUCCCUGCAGCCCCCCCUGUCUCGGGGCAGGGCGGAAGCUGUCGUAACUCUGAAAUCCAAUCCACAUUGCGUACACUGAGCAACAAGGUGGAGGACCUUUCCACCUGCAACGAUCUUAUUGUCAAACAUGGGUCUGCCCUCCAAAGGUCUUUGUCAGAACUGGAAGGGCUGCGUGUUGGCGUUGGGGACAUGGGGGAGAAGAUCAGACAAGUCGCAGAGAGAGCCACGCUUUUUCGAAUUACCUCUAACGCCAUGAUUAAUGCUUGUAGAGACUUUCUCUCCAUGGCCCAGAGUCACGGUAAGCGCUGGCAGAAGGCCUUACAGACUGAAAGAGAGCAGAGGAUUCGUCUGGAGGAUACCUUGGAACAGCUCGCCAAGCAGCACAACCAUUUGGAAAGAGCUUUCAGAGGAGCCACGGUUCUCCCCCCUUCAUUCAGUAAUCUCACUUUAGUGAACAAAGGUGGCGUUUCAGGAAAAGGGGAUGCCAGCGACGAGGAUGAUGACAUUGAGUUCUUUGAUGCGAUGGAAGACCCAGCAGAAUUCAUUACUGUUCCUGCUGAUCCAAAAUUUCAUAGGAGAUCUGGCAGCAAUGUCAGUGGGAUUAGCACUGAGGCUGGGAUGGAUGAUCAGUCGCUCGAUGAACUGUCUCUGACAUCCAAUUCAGAGUCUCCACAGUCUCUUGAGCUGGAGCCUGUUAGACAGAGACGAACUCGUAUCCCAGACAAACCCAACUAUUAUCUCAAUUUGUGGAGCAUCAUGAAGAACUGUAUUGGAAAAGAGCUCUCGAAGAUACCAAUGCCUGUAAAUUUCAACGAGCCCCUGUCUAUGCUGCAGCGACUGUCCGAAGAUCUGGAGUACUAUGAGCUCCUGGAUAAGGCAGCGAAGUGUCACAGCUCUUUAGAGCAGAUGUGUUACGUGGCAGCUUUCACAGUAUCCUCCUACUCCACCACCGUCCACCGCACAGGGAAGCCAUUCAAUCCUCUGCUUGGAGAAACAUUUGAGCUUGAUCGCCUGAGGGAGUGCAGUUACCGCUCACUGUGUGAACAGGUGAGUCACCACCCACCUGCUGCAGCACACCAUGCCUUCUCUGAAAAGGGCUGGACCCUUAGACAAGAGAUUACACUGGCCAGCAAGUUCAGAGGGAAAUAUCUUUCUAUUAUGCCCCUGGGAUCUAUCCAGUGUAUGUUCGAUAAAAGCAACAAUCACUACUCCUGGAAAAAAGUUACCACAACCGUCCACAACAUUAUUGUUGGGAAGUUGUGGAUUGAUCAGUCGGGUGAAAUAGAUGUGGUGAACCACAAAACUGGAGAUCGUUGCCACCUCAAGUUUGCUCCCUACAGUUACUUCUCCAGAGAUGUACCACGAAAGGUAACCGGAGUUGUAACGGAUAAGGAUGGGAAGGCCCACUAUGUGCUGUCAGGAACAUGGGAUGAGAAGAUGGAGUUUUCCAGAAUAAUGCAAAGCACCAAAGGCGAGAACGGCACUGAAGGCAGACAAAAAACUGUUUAUCAGACCCUCAAGCCAAAAGAAAUCUGGAGGAAGAACCCUUUACCAGAGGGAGCAGAGAAUAUGUACUACUUCUCCUCGCUUGCCUUGACACUUAAUGAGCCCGAAGAGGGAGUGGCGCCAACGGACAGCCGGCGGCGCCCUGAUCAGCGGUUUAUGGAGGAAGGUCGCUGGGACGAAGCUAAUGCAGAGAAACAAAGGCUGGAAGAAAAGCAGCGCUCUACUCGCCGAGAAAGAGAAAGGGAAGCUGUGAAAGCCGUCAACUCACCUGAAGAAGGUGCCCAUCCAGACAACUAUCAAGCACUGUGGUUCGAGAAGAUGCACGACCCCGUCUCUGGAGAGACGCUGCACGUCUACAAGGGCGGUUACUGGGAGGCAAAGAAGCAAGGGAGCUGGGAAACGUGCCCAGACAUCUUCUGACCCCCGCAGAGUUGGUGUCAAACAGAGAAGAAAUGUUGAGCAGGUUCUUCCCUGCGUCAAAUCUAGUGAUGAAUGAAGCUUCACAAAAAACUCUAAACCCAUGUGAGCACUCCUUCCUGCUGGAUCAGGGUCACCUGGAAUUCACCUGU
Molecule: messenger RNA, 2442 nt
Organism: Nematolebias whitei (Rio pearlfish)
Lineage: Eukaryota; Metazoa; Chordata; Actinopteri; Cyprinodontiformes; Rivulidae
Product: oxysterol-binding protein 1
Exons: 15
Coding region: 5-2293 (762 amino acids)
Cellular component (GO): intracellular membrane-bounded organelle; cytosol; membrane
Molecular function (GO): sterol binding
Source: RefSeq, a predicted model, not a curated record